Molecule: messenger RNA, 4230 nt
Organism: Acanthochromis polyacanthus (spiny chromis)
Lineage: Eukaryota; Metazoa; Chordata; Actinopteri; Pomacentridae
Product: mastermind-like protein 2
Exons: 5
Coding region: 932-3664 (910 amino acids)
Biological process (GO): positive regulation of transcription of Notch receptor target; Notch signaling pathway
Cellular component (GO): nuclear speck; nucleoplasm
Molecular function (GO): transcription coactivator activity
Source: RefSeq, a predicted model, not a curated record
AGUGCAUCAUGUCAAAAGAGGAAUGUUCAUACAAUGAGGGUCUGUGUAUAGCAGCUCCUCUAUUGCCUCGGUGUACCACACGGACAAACGAUUGUCAAUGGACUAUUUGAGACGGAUCUCAAUCGCUUUCUGCAACGGCUUCCUGCGUCUCGGCCGCCUGCUUUUUUGGACUUAUUUCCAAACCAGAUCCUUCUUCUUAUCCGGAUGAAGGGAGAAGACAGAUCGGAGAAAGGACUAAUUUCCGAACAACCACCAAAAAAGAAGAGAGAGAAAAAUGCCGUGAGUCUUGAAGUUUAGUGGAUUUUGUGCGUUUGUAGAUUCUCCUAUUCUGGCGACCGCUUCGCAUUUCUAGUUGCUCGUGUCCCUCAUACUCUGAGUGUUUUUAAUAAGUGUGGGACAUGAGAGAUCUGUGAGCUGAAAAUGUAGCAGGGAGAGCCAUCGGUGAAACUGAAGUUGUGCGUGCUGUGGUUUUGAAUCAUCCGAGGGGUUCAUAUUGAAUAUCGCCUAUUUAUCUUUGCGCAGAGGUCGGCUCCUUAACAGAUCCGCUCCAGCUGUGAAUCCAUGAGCCCUUUAUGUGUUUGUAAAUCAUUUCACUUUUAAUUAUAAGCUGACAUACUUAACACCCUCGAGGAAUCCCUAAUGCAAUUUUGUAACUUCGGGACUUUUUAAUGCCCAUGUGGAACAUAAUGAGUUUAUAUCGACCUUAUCCUACCUAAAUCUUUUUUUCUAUCAUUCCCCCAUCAGCCUGGCAAGAUAAUUGUGCAACAUUUUAACUUAAAGCACAUUCUCUCAAGUGAUUUAGCAGUAUUUUUUCUUCUUAUUCCACAUGGGAUCAUAGCUGAGUCCACACGGCUGCUUUUCUUCCAUGCCUGUGGUCCAUUAUAAUCUCAGUGGACCUCAGUCUCUAUAAAGUUAUCGGGGACCCGCGGGCAUGGGAGAGGCGACCCCGGCUCAGUCUGCUGCGGGGACUUUCGUACCCAUGUUGGGCGUCGGUUUGGGAGCUAUGCCCGGUGGGGUGGGCAACGGGCCGGUGGUGGCCACCUCCAGAGGCUCCGCGGUUCCACAGCUGCACAACGCCAUCGUGGAGCGGCUGCGCGCCCGCAUCGAGCUGUGCAGGAGGCACCACUCCACCUGCGAGAACCGCUACCAGAGGGGUCAGGCCGAGAGCUCCGACCGGGAGCACGAGAGCACGCUUCACCUGCUCAACAUAGUGCACCAAGGGCCUGGGAACCGCAAGGCAAAGGGCAGCCGGGGAUCGAACCAUCAACCCCCUGAGUACAGCAGGGCCAACGGGGAGCAGAAGGGAGCGGAGGGCGAGCAGAAGAUUUCCACACGUAUAGCGCUUCAAGGCUCCCUGCGAAGGAAGAUUGAGGGACAUGCACCAGGACACACACCAAAGCAGAACGGCCUCUCCUGUGGUUUUACUGGAUCAGACUUUAAGCGAGUCCGUGUGGACGCCGGUGGUCUGGGACAUGGGACCUGCAACCACAGCUUAACCCAGUCACACUCCCUGCAAGGCUCCUCAGCCAUGGGCAUGCAGAGGAAGAAUUACAUGAUGCCCCAUGGAUUGGGGUCAGACAUAUUCAACAUGACCCUGAAAGAAAUGAAAAAAGAGCCCACUGAGAUCCAGUCUUGUGGCCAGUCAAACACAGAGAUGAUUUUUGACUUCAAGGAUGAAGGUGGCGUUCAUAUUGACCCAGAGCUCCAGGAUCUGUUUGACGAGCUGACAAAAACAGUUCCUCCUCUGAAUGACCUGGAGUUUGAAAAAAUGCUGAAGCAGGACGAUACAUUUGGUUUGGAUCUAGGUCGGCCGAGCUCAGCGGGAGCAACUGCCGGUCUGUGCUCCCCGAUGGACAAGCCGAUAAAGACGGAGCAUUCGCCGGAUUUCGGUCAUGUUCACUGUGGCUCGCCACAGCUUCGGCCGGCCUCAGCGGGACCAUCUUUCACAUUGACCAGCACCACUUCUACAAACACGUCACAGAAAGCUAACACUCAGGCGGGACACCCCAGAGCCAUGCCCUGCUGGCCAGAAAUAUCCCACGCAGAGCAGCUGAAGCAGAUGGCGGCCAACCAGCAGCAGCCGAGCUCUCUUCUCCAUCACCACCACCAAACCCCACCUGUGGGGUUGACCAGCUGGGCUCCUGCCAUGAGCACCCACUCCUCCACCAGCACCUUCCCCCAAGACAAGGUUUCUAGCCCAGCCCCACUCAGCCAGCAGAGGAUCGGGCCACACAGUAAAGGGAUCAACAACUGCCUGUUCAAGUCCAACGGCCACAAUGGCUCCCAUCAUUUGGACAUGAAGGUUCUCAACACCAAACCCACUUUACACUUCAGCCCCAAAGUGCCCCAUUCUGCCAGCCAACCGAUGUCUAUCAUGACCAAUCCGGUGAGCAAGACAGAACCACAGCAGCAGUCGCCAUCACCGGGUCAGAAUCAACCACAUCCAGGUCACCAUUUCCAGAACCAGCAGAUCGCCACAUCGGGGCCGCUUUGUCUGCAACCCAAGACUGUUCCUGCAGGGCUGCCAUUCAGACUGUCUCAGCAGCGACAGGGGGUUCCUGCUGGUCCGAGGCUGCCCACUAAUGGAAGUUUAGGAGCCAUGUCAGCGCAGCCGAGGCCCUCAGCACCCAACAACCAGCAGAAAGUCCCGGCCAAAACUCAGGCCAUGCAAAGACAGCUGAACCAACAGCAGCACAACAUCAGUAACUCAGACAAAGAUAACACACACGAUCAGUUCAAUCGUCAUCUGACAAGACCGCCACCAGAUUACAAGCAAACAAGAACCAUGAUGGGAGUUCAGCAAGGAAACCUCUUCACAGGUCAAAACUCCUCUCAGUCUCCCAGUAAUGGCCCCGACAGCAGCCUCCAGUCCAUAAAUUGUCACCUCCCAACUGCUUCUGCUUCAAAGAUGAGCCCUUCACCGUCGGACCGGAGAUUCGGGAUCGGGACGGACUGUCACCCGAAUCCUUGUAUCAGUCAAUUUCAGCAGCAAAACAGUCACAAUCGAAUUGGACUGAGUCAGAGUAAACCUCGGUUUCUGGGGCCAAACGCACAAGGAAAGUCCUUCGGGAUGAACAGCGUAGCAGGAGUACAGCAACACCAGAGAGCGACAGCUGACUUGCAUUCCUCAGGGGUGGCAGGACAGCCUCUGGGAGGGCUGAUGACAAAUGUCAGCAUGGGCUGGGCUGCAGCCAACAAGCAAGUACCAACUGGACUUGGCGUGAGGCGACUCCCCAACCCGCUGCAGGCUCAGGGUGCUCAGGACCUGCCGAACCUCCCAUACCAGCAGCGGCACAUCGGCCCUCCCAACCAGGUAGCGCCAGACAUGGGGAUGCUCCCGCUGAACCCAGCCAUAAGAGACGCAGGCCCCAGACCAAACCAGGCCAUGAUGGGCUCUCCGUCGGCGGUGGGGAACCUGAACCAGGCGUCUCCUGAACAGAGGGUACCAGCAGGAAACUUUGCAGAACCGAGUCCCGGCUCGAGCAGCUACCAGAAUAACCGGUCCAACCGUCUGACCUUUGACUUCCUCCCAGAAGGAGACAACACAGUCCCAGGAAUCAAUGCAGACUCAGACUUCAUAGACUCUCUGCUGAAAUCUGGCUCUGGGAAUGAUGACUGGAUGAAAGAUAUAAAUCUGGAUGAGAUUCUGGGGAGUCACACAUGAAUUACUAAAAUCUGACCCGUAUAGAGGUCAUGUAUGUAUGUAAGGUGGAAGGGAUAACUUUUGUAAAUAAUGUUAAAAUGGAAUUUUAUAAACUCAUAUUAUUUGUUAUCAAAGUAUACUGAAGGGUUUUGUUUUGUAUUUACUGUGAAAGGAAAUUUGUGUUCUGUCCUUAGUACUCUGCAUAUUUGUUCCUGCUAUAGUGGCCAAGAAGCUGUCUGUCCUGCUCUAGUGCUGUUCUAUAGGAGAAAAUACAAAAAAGUCUCACUGUGAAAACAAACAUUGUUGUGUUACUUUCAACUCUCCCUUGGUUAAAGUUCUGAAUCUAAAGCAUCCUCUGUUAAGCAUGACAAGGUAUUUACCCCCUCAAGUUUUGCUACCAUAAACACAAAGAAUCUUGCCACAAUACGUUUUUAUUCCUUACUGUUUGAGCCUUUUCAUCUGUGGUAGUUUUUGAUGCAGUUUAAAUAAUGUAACCAUUUUUUUUUCAUGUGAUAUUUAAUAAUUAUUGGGAUCGUAUUUAGGCAUUAUAAUACAUGUAAUUAAUAAAAUUUAUUUGAAUAAUGUGA